Phytophthora nicotianae INRA-310 is the source of this 150-nucleotide messenger RNA. RefSeq lists its product as hypothetical. NCBI's taxonomy places the organism in Eukaryota, Oomycota, Peronosporomycetes, Peronosporales, Peronosporaceae. The annotation marks the transcript as partial. The record is from RefSeq and is a predicted model, not a curated record. The transcript has a single exon.
GUACAAGAUGAAAGUGGUGUUGACAGUGUUAUCGAACACGUCGCCUCAGUGGUGGAGAGCCCCACGCCUGUGACGAACACGAUCGACUCGGCCCUCCCUGACGCACCAACUGUCCAAGUGGAGGUACUGCGUCGCCGUCGAACCUCGUAG